AUGUCUUCAACUACUCGACCCAUAGCCAUUCUCUAUCAAUCCAUUCAACCUCCGAUCGUGGACGGAGUCAUCAAGCCUUUCAAACCUGGCGGUUAUAAAGAUUCUGGAGCAGAUAUUGCUUUUAAUUUAUUAGCUCAACACUAUUCCAUUGUAACACCCAACAGAGGAAUAUUGAACCAUAAUGAUGAUGAAUUAAAAUCUAUUCCUGAUUUGGAAUGGGUAUUUCCUGAUUCGAAGGAAGGAAUUGAGGAUUGUUUGAGAAAGGGAGCAAUGGUAAUUUGGGCCAAUACUGUACUCUUUGAUGAUCAUCCUUUGCAUGAUUUGAUAAAAUUGCAACAAGCUCAAAUUGAGAAUGAUAGUGAAUGGAGUGAUAAUGGAUUGGAUUUGAGACAAGUGACAUUUAUUGGACAGCAUCCAAAACUAGUGCAACAAUUCGAUGACAAGUUUGAAACGAAUCAAAUGUUGAGAAGGGAAAAUCUUUCAGUAGCAAAUUCUAUUCUAGUUUCAACACGAGAAAAAUUAGAGGAAAUGCAAUUAAUUGGAAUUUACAAGGAAAAUAUCAAAAUUCUUGAGGAGUUAUCGGUAGAGUCGUUACACGAUUUUGGUAUUCAAUUUCCACUCAUUAUCAAACCUGUCAGAGGACGUGGCAGUGAAGGUGUGGAAAAAGUUGACACAUUCGAACAGUUGAUUGAAAAAUCACUUGAAUUAUUGAAUCAAAAAAUUCAAGUGAAUGACAAUUUGAAUGUUCUCAAAUAUGGAUAUUAUUUCAUUGUGGAGGAAUUUUUAAACGGUGAUGAAUUGACACUUACAGUCAUGCCACCAGGAACUUACUCGAUCGAUCAUCAACAAGUCGAAUUUUCAAAACAUUGGGCUCUUCCUCCUGUCAAGAGAUUCAAUCACAUGAAUGGAGUGGCUCCCUAUAAUGGAAUUGUAGCAGUCAUCCAUAACAGUGUUGCUUUAAAACGAAUGGAAUUUACUAUGGAUGAGGCCAUUCAAAAGAUUAUGAGAGACUGUGAAAAAGCUGCUGAAUGGGUCAAAGCGAAAGCACCUAUUCGAAUCGACUGUCGAUCUCAUCACACGGAGGAUUCUGUUCAACAUUUUAAAAUGUUUGAUUUAAAUAUGAAGCCAACAUGA
Messenger RNA from Naegleria lovaniensis, 1134 nucleotides. RefSeq lists its product as uncharacterized. Lineage: Eukaryota; Heterolobosea; Eutetramitea; Acrasida; Naegleriidae. The transcript has a single exon. The record is from RefSeq and is a predicted model, not a curated record. Gene Ontology annotation, molecular function: metal ion binding; ATP binding. Bases 1 to 1134 code for a protein of 377 amino acids.